Messenger RNA from Penicillium daleae, 1419 nucleotides. RefSeq names its product putative disulfide isomerase. The transcript has 3 exons. Gene Ontology annotation, cellular component: endoplasmic reticulum lumen. Gene Ontology annotation, molecular function: protein-disulfide reductase activity; protein disulfide isomerase activity. Lineage: Eukaryota; Fungi; Ascomycota; Eurotiomycetes; Eurotiales; Aspergillaceae. The coding region runs from base 1 to 1419 and encodes 472 amino acids. The record is from RefSeq and is a predicted model, not a curated record. Gene Ontology annotation, biological process: response to endoplasmic reticulum stress.
AUGUUGCCACAGAGCUCGUUGUUGCUGGUCGCUUCGUUGCUGGCCGCUUUGCCCGCCAACGCCGACGGAAUUUACACCAAAAAGUCGCCGGUCCUCCAGCUUAACCAGAAGACUUACGGGUCACUUAUUGCGAACUCGAACUAUACUUCUAUCGUCGAGUUCUAUGCUCCCUGGUGCGGUCACUGCCAGAACCUCAAGCCUGCCUAUGAAAAAGCCGCUCAGAACCUGAACGGCCUGGCCAAGGUAGCUGCUGUUAACUGCGAUGAUGACGAAAACAAGCCCUUCUGCGGCCAGAUGGGCGUACAAGGAUUUCCUACCAUUAAAAUCGUGACACCGUCCAAGAAACCCGGAAAGCCGCGCGUGGAGGACUACCAGGGUGCUCGCACUGCCAAAGCUAUCAUCGAUGCGGUGGUCGACCGCAUCCCCAACCAUGUGAAGCGCGCGACGGACAAGGACUUGGAUAAAUGGCUGGGACAAAAUGAGGAGCGGCCCAAGGCCAUUCUCUUCACGGAAAAGGGCACUACGACCCCCUUGAUUCGAGCGCUAGCUAUUGACUUCCUGGGCGCCAUUGACGUCGCUCAGGUGCGCAACAAGGAGACCGCGUCGGUGGAGAAAUUUGAUGUCUCCGAAUUUCCGGCACUGGUCGUUGUCUCCGGUGGCGACAGUGAGCCCAAGGUGUACGAGGGCGAGUUAAAGAAACAGCCUAUUACCGAGUUUUUGAAGCAAUUCGCCUCGCCUAACCCCGACGCUACUGGACAGGCUGCGUCCACCGCAGCUAAGCCCAAGAAGUCCAAGCCUUCCAAGCCCGCGAAGGCAGCUCCUAAGGUUCCUGUUGUCCCCGAAGACGAGGAGGAAAAUGCAGAUGCGGAGGCAACGCCAGAGGUCAAGCCCGCCCAGGUUCCUGUUAUUCCUUCUAUCCCUACUCUCGCUACCCCCGAAUCUCUUGAGUCCGCCUGUCUGAGCUCCAAAUCCACUACCUGCGUGCUGGCCCUUCUCCCAGCAACAAGUGAGCCGGAUGCCGCACUUCCAUCAGCAGCCACCGAUGCAUUGACCAGCUUGGCUGAAAUCGCACACAAGCACGCCCAGCGUGGCACGCACCUCUUCCCGAUCUACGGGGUCCCUGGGGCCAACUCUGUCUCUGAGAGUCUGCGUAGUUCGCUCGGCCUGGGAACUAGUGAUGUGCUGGAGAUCAUUGCCGUCAAUGCCCGCCGCGGGUGGUACCGUCGGUACGGUCAGGCAGAAGACUUUGGCCUCGCGGCCGUUGAGGGGUGGGUUGAUGCCAUCCGCCUUGGAGAGGGUGCCAAGGAGAAGCUACCGGAGGGUAUCGUCGCUGAGCCCGAGGCUGAGAAGCCCAAGGAGGAGGAACCCAACAAGGAGGAGGAACCCAACAAGGAGGAGCCCGAGCACGAUGAGCUGUAA